This is a messenger RNA of Anneissia japonica, 2498 nucleotides long. RefSeq names its product coiled-coil domain-containing protein 174-like. The record is from RefSeq and is a predicted model, not a curated record. Lineage: Eukaryota; Metazoa; Echinodermata; Crinoidea; Comatulida; Comatulidae. Bases 117 to 1316 code for a protein of 399 amino acids. The transcript has 10 exons. Gene Ontology annotation, cellular component: nucleus.
GGAAAAUACAGACUGUUAGCGCUAGCGCAAUAGAGGUACGUAAGCGGGGAACCUGGAUUUCACUUUCCGGAAGUAGUCUUGUGAAAAGUACGGGGAGCGAACAGAAAACCAAAACAAUGAGCUUUAAAAACAAUAUUAAAGUUAAUGCGUCAUCGCUUGUAGGUUUGAAAGCAGAAUUAUUUAAAAAACAACAGGAAUUUCAAAAAGAGCGCCUGGAAAAUUCUAACGUUGUAAAGGCAAAGUCUGCUCCAAAGAAACCCAGUUUGUGGAGUAAGAAAAAUGCAGGUGUCAAUCAACGAGCAGCGAAAGAUCAAGAAGCAGCUUCGGAAGACAAGAAGAGUCUGGAUAAAUCCAGAGCAUCGCUAGAAGCUAAAUCUAAGUUGUAUGAUGAGAUGACAAAAGCAAACUAUAUUCCAGAUGAGGAUGGAAGUGGCAGAUUUCUGGUAGAUUUUGAGCAGAAAGCAUUGAGUAAGAUAAAGAAACAAUCCCAGAAAUCAGAUGAAGAAGAGGAUGUUAUAGAUAAUGACAAUAUACCAGAACCAGCAGGACCACAGGAAGAGUGGGUUGAUUAUGUUGAUUCAUUAGGCCGUUCUCGACGAUGCAUGAGGAAAGACUUGGCAGAUUUGAUUGCAAUGGAUAAGGAGCUUGUUGGUCCUGAGAAAGGGAUGAAGGAAGAUGAGACUGAUGAGAACCCCCAGCUGUUAUCAUCUGACAUGUACCGGGAGAUGUUGCGCAAAAAGUGGGAGAAAGAGGAGGAGGAUGCAUUGAAUAGACCAUCAGGACCGGUUCACUAUCAGAAUGUCAGAUACGAUGAGGUGCGAGAUAUGGGUGUUGGUUAUUUCCAGUUUGCUAAAGAUGUAUCACAAAGGUCAAAGCAAAUGGAGGCAUUGGAAACACUUCGUGAUGAGACAGUAGAUCAAAGAGCUCGUCGAGAGAAGUUAAAAGAAAAAAGAAAAGCAGCGAUGAAUGCACGCCUAGAGAAGAUCAAACAGAGGAAGCGAAUGAAAGGAGAAUUAAUAGAAGACGAAGAAGAGGUAAAAGUAGAAGUGAAAAAGGAAGAAGAAACAAUAACUACAGAAGCAGCGCUGCCUACGACGUCAAUUGGGCAGAAACUGACAACACAUACCAAGAUACGAGAGUGGGACUUGGAUAAAGAUCCAUCUGAUUUUCCAAAGAAUAAAUGGAGGACUGAUCGGAGCCAAGAACGAGACCCGAUGUUUGCACCGCCGUCUGUCUACAACUCACAAAAAUCUUACAAUCACUCAAAAGGCAAUAAUUUUAAUAAUCAUAGAAAGAAGGACGACUAUUUACUCUGACAUCUAGCAAUAUUUAGGCUGAUAAAAAUUCUGAGAGCGAAAAGUGAUUUGGUGAUAUAAACACAACCAUGUGUUAUAAUUACAAAUUGUUCAAUAUAAAUAUUUAUCGCCUGAUCAGAACUCUAAACAAUGACGGACUAACUCUUCUGCAGCCGUUGCACAUCACACUAAUAAUCACACACCACUGUACAUUGCUGAUUGAAUGAAAUUACAGGUUAUAUAUACAAAACUAGUCACUGUGCAGGUCUUUUUUUCUGAUAUUACUCAAUUGAAGCAUUUAACACAUUACUAAGUGGACCACUGAUAAUAUUUAGAUAAUAUAAUAUCAUGCAGACUCCAAAAAGUCUAAGAGAAGCCAUAGUGAUUCAAUUUUUCGUUUUUUAUAUAAUAAUAAAAAACGAAAUAUUGAAUCACUAUGGCUUCUCUUAGACUUUUUGGAGUCUGCAUGAUAUAAUAUAAACACAUUUACUGGUUUAUUUAUAUUGCUGCUGUCCUUGCGUUUUAAUUGGAGGGCUGGAAUGCAAGGUUGAAUAGAAUACCGUCUUUCUGACGUGCUGUCAGUGACAGAAUUUUUUUUCCAGGGCGGUGUGUUGCUUAAUGAACCAAAAUCAAAGAAGGGAGGAAAUUAUGGUUCAGGAAGGUUUUUGGGGUCCGGUGACUAUUCCCUGAAAGCUCCAAAACUUUAGCCAUUUUAAACUCACACUUAAUAAUAAUAUCUUUAUUUCCUCUAAAAUUACUCUAUAUGCAAAUGCAAAUGAAGUAGGAGGUGGGGGGGGGGGCGAGAACAAAGGAGCGAAGGUUAUUACUUAGUGAUUUUUUUUUGCUGCUGUUGCUCUUUUGCCAUCCCUUGGAUCCACCAAUGGUCGAUCACACCAUAGGUUUUGUUUGCAAUGGUCCAUGUGUACAUUACUCAUACAAUAUGGAUUAGGUGACAGAUAGAAGGUUUGAACAAUUUUGAAUCAAGCAUCCCCUGUAAACAUUAUUAUGAGAACAGUUGUUUUCAAACUGAAAUAGUGAUGAAUGGUUGUGAAAAAGGUUGUGAAAAUAGAAAAUUGAUUUAUAUAAAGAGGUAGUAUAUGAUUAUAUUGUAAGUUUUGGUUCGUCUUAAAAAAUCAAGAAUAUCACAUAUUUCAAUAAAUAAAACACAAAUAUUACAGUAUGUCAUAUUUAAUUUUUAUUCAU